Ceutorhynchus assimilis (cabbage seed weevil) is the source of this 2468-nucleotide messenger RNA. The record is from the annotation of a GenBank genome assembly. NCBI's taxonomy places the organism in Eukaryota, Metazoa, Arthropoda, Insecta, Coleoptera, Curculionidae.
UUCGACACCAGAGGCCUACGAUUCUUGACAGCCUGGCGGACGCCGUUAUUCUGUCAGCGUUAUCGUAACAAUAUUCAGCUCAUUUCAUCAACUGGCUUCCGCUCUGUGGAUACGGUACAAACGUCCAACUUCAAUGUUUUAAAAUCCUUGUUUGGUAUUUCAAAUCAACAGAGGUUUUAUGGAUCAGAUGCUAUGAUGCGUCUAAAGGUGUAACAGGUACAGGAACCAAAACUUUGGUAAGCUACUUCUGGUUAUGGUAUUGGACCUCAAAAUAAAAAAAGAAGAGAAAUUAACACGUAAUCUAACCUCUAAAUUUGUUUACGUUUAUGACAGGUUUGUGGUUUGUUGUUUUUUGAAUUUCGUAUUUAAAGAUCUGAUCUAGAAUCUUAUUGCUUGAAAAUGGCUGAGCCUAUUGUGAAUCCCCAAUUACCCUACAUUGGCGAAGUCCCAUCCGGACUGCAACCUGGCAAAAUGCUCCGGUUCCAAGGAGUCACUCAUCCAGACAGCGACAGAUUCAACAUAAAUCUAGCUACUGGUCCAACUGCUAAACCCAGAGACGAUACAGCUCUGCAUCUUUCUGUAAGAUUAAAUCAAGGAUAUAUUGCAAGAAAUUCCUACAAGGACGGAGCUUGGGGCGACGAACAAGGCAGUGGCAAAUUACCAAUAGGACAAGCACAAAGCUUUGAAAUUAUUAUUUUGGUAGAUCCACAACAUUAUAAAAUUGCAGUAAAUGGCCAACACCAUUCCGAAUUCCCUCACAGAAUUCCCUACAAUCAAGUAACUCACCUUCUAGUAGACGGUGACGUAUCUUUAACACUGAUAUCUUUUGAGGGAAUUCCACUUUCUGGCAAUGAAACUUCAAGUCAAGCUUCAGCAGUACACGCCGAAGGUCCACAAUUUGGAGGUCCUCAACAAUACGGACCGCCACCCGGUGCCUAUGGGGCUCCACCUCCGAAUUUUGGAGGCUACGGACCUCCACCACCACCAGGGGCUGAACCCCAGUCUCAAUUUGGAGGCUUUUUCGAGCAAGCCCAAGACAUCCUAGCGGGGGCUAUUAAAAGUGGAGCAGCUGAGAAAUUGCUCGGUAGCAUUUUGCAUUCCAGUGGACAGCCUCAGCAACAGCCUCAAGGUUAUGCCCAUCAAAAUGCUAAAUACGGCAUUUACCCCGAUCUACCCACCCAAGAUUCAACUCCCACUCAAAAUGUUGGAAAUACUCAAGCCCAGGAUGCAACUCUGAGUAAUUUGAUAGCAGGAGCUGGUGGUACUGUGACCAACGGUCCCCAGCCUACUCAACAAAAUCCUUCUGGUCCUCUUGAAGGUUUAUUAAUGGGACUUUUAAGCAAUAAAGGAGGCGAAAGUCAACCAAAUGCUGCUGCACCAGGCCAGCAACAAAACAACGAUGCAUUUUCUGGCUUUUUGUCUUCGCUUUUAAGUAAUGGCAAUCAAAGCCAACAACCCGAUAAUCAGGCACCUCAGAACCCUCAAGGGCAAGAUGUUUUGUCUGGACUUUUUGCCAGUUUGUUGGCACCAAAACAGGACCCGCAAACUGCACAAGGUGCACCCCAAGCAGGAAAUCAAUCAGACGCUUUGUCUGGGCUUUUAUCUAGUUUGGUACAUUCGAAUAAAGAGCAGGAAGGGCCAAACCAGCCUCCUCAAGCUCCAAAUCAAGCUCAGGCUCCUGACGCUUUAUCUGGGCUUUUGUCAAGUUUACUCAAUCGAAAUCAAGGCCCAGAUCAGGCUCCUCAAACAACAAGUAACGUGCCUCCACAACCACAAGGGCAACAAGGUCCUAAUCAACCAGGAGCUGAAAUGCUUUCGAAUCUUUUGCAAGGGCUUUUGAGCAAAGCCGGAGAGCAGCAUAAUAAUACCAGGCCUAUACAGGAAACAAAUCCUGCGCCGCCUUCAGGAAAUCCUCAACAGCAACAAUAUGGUCAGUAUCCUCAUCCGGCUCAGCAGCAGGAACAAAGAGGACCAAUGGAAUCUCUGUUAUCUGGACUACUUUCUGGAGGAGGAAAUCAACAACAGGCCCAUGGACCUCAAGUUGGCGGUGAAGGUUCUGUUGGAGGCUUAGGAUCAAUGGGUGGUAUACUGGGUUCUUUGGCAGGUUCUUUUUUGAACAGAAACGAUCACAAUCAGGGACAUUAAUUUCUUCCAACGAAAACUUAUCACCUUAGAAAAAUGAUAUGAUAUUAGGUCAGAAACAUAUUUAUUUUAUUUAAUUUUUGGUGCUUUUUGUUUGUUUUGUUUGUUAUUAGUUUAGAUUUGUAGUUUUCUUUACUUUUACACAUUUUUUUAUUUUUGUUUUUUUUAUAAUACUCAUAGAUUAUGUUGGAAACAGUGGCAUUUUAGUUGCAGCUAAGUUGGAUGUUUUCAAAAAUAGGUAUAUAUCUAUAGAUUUUAAUGAAAUAUUGAAUCUCUUGUUAAAUUUUAACGCACAAAGCUAAAAAUAUACAUUAUCCUUCCAAUAA